Postia placenta MAD-698-R-SB12 is the source of this 5109-nucleotide messenger RNA. RefSeq lists its product as hypothetical. Lineage: Eukaryota; Fungi; Basidiomycota; Agaricomycetes; Polyporales; Adustoporiaceae. Gene Ontology annotation, molecular function: lipid binding. The coding region runs from base 1 to 5109 and encodes 1702 amino acids. The transcript is spliced from 8 exons. The record is from RefSeq and is a predicted model, not a curated record.
AUGUCGGAUCUCCUCCGUCAAUCGUGGUACGCAUCGCUUGAUGAUGCACAGUCGCAUUUCCGCCAACUGCUUUCUUCGUAUUCUUCGCCGGAAUGGAAGCGAAUAGCAAUUCCAAGUGAUACAAGCACGAAGGGCAAAGCUCGUGCAUCUACUGUACCGGAACUCGUGGACGUCAUCCUACAUCGCAAAGCAACUAAGACUGGCGAGAGUGUCUACAGAGCAAUUCUCGAUGUACCCGCGGCCGACACGUCCUUAUCUCUUGAUUGGUGGAAGGCUGUACUGGAUACUCCAGAGCUGAGGAAGGAGUGGGAUCCUGCGGUUGAAAGUACGCAAACAAUUGAGAUGCUUGAUCCCACAACCAGAGUGUCGAAGGUCAACUUCACUCUUGGAUGGCCCGCCAACCCCAGGGAUGCUGUGACCGUCUCACGCACAUUUAACGAUAAUACCACUCUCAUCUACAUCUCGACGUCUCUUCCUCGCUCUCCUGAUGAGCCUGCAUUUCUGCGACCUUCCCCGCCGUACGUGCGCUCCGAGGUAUCUUUAUUCGCAUGGUGUGUCCAGUAUAUUGGGGAGCAAUCGUCGUCACCCAAGCACGGCCCGAGGCUACGUAUUACGUGUUUCUGGCAACAUAACCUCAAGGCACUCUGGACGUUCAAUACAACUGCCAGCUUUGCUCAGCAACUUUGUUCGAUGAUGGUUGGGCUCUACAAGUGUGUGAGCCAGCGAGGUGCGCGCAUACCACAGCUGGCAGGCUACGGAAACGGAGUAUCGAUCGAACGUAUGCGCUUUGAGAUUGACCGGGAAGCGCUCACGCUUGAUUAUUCAAUCGUCCCGGAAGACGAGGAUCAUGCACCACACACGACAGAACAAGGCCUUGACGAGCUGCAUGCAAUUCGUGAAUAUAGACGACUCACACGCUCUAUCGAGUGUGUUCUACCAGUAUCAGUGGGUUGGGAUAUCCAGAUUUCCACCAAGGCAUCCUCGGAGCAAGUCGCGCAGCUCCCGUGGACGACGCAUGUAACGAGAAGUGCGUUUGGGUCGCCAGGAUCGAGUCCGACGUCCAGCGAUGGUGACCAGGUGGUAUUCGGUGUCAAACACUCAUCGCUGCCCAACGACCACUCGGUCCUGAGAGUUCGAGUUAUCAUUGAGCUCUCCGGCCCAAGCGGUAUCCGCCUCAAUGGUAUCCCACACCCAGUAGAGAAAGUGGAGGAGCGUGAUCCUCUCUCACAUUACAUUUCCCAGCAGAUGCUGCAGGACGCUUCCAGCACCGCGGACAUGAGUUUCAAUACUCAGUCUUCUCUGGGCACCAUUGCGGAGAGCGCAUCUCGAUCAUCCACGCUCCUCGAGCGACCAGUACUUACGCGACAGCAGACAGAGCGCACAGCAGCAGCUGAGAAGUCCAUAUUGUCGCGGGUGAAGCGCAAUUACAUCUAUUUCUCGUCUCUUUUGCAGGAACCAGAAGCGAAGUGGAGACGAACCACCGAGGCGCGGGGCGUUUCCAUAGCGCAGCUAGACUCCAUCGACCCAACGCUGGUCGUGUAUCGUGCGGAAGCGACCUUUGUUGGGCUGGGGUUGUGGGACCUGUACGCCGCCAUUGUGACACCUGGCGCACGGGCGUACUGGGAUCGACUGUACGACGACAGUAUAUUGCUUGAACAUGUCAAUGAACUGACGGAGCUAUGGCACUUCAAGACGAAGCCUGCCUGGCCGGUCACUGGACGCGAUGCGGUCGUGUUGAAGACAGUGUACAAGUCACCGUCUACGAUACACGUCUUCGCGUUCUCUGCGGACGACCCAAACUUGUUUGCAAACAUUCCAUCACCGGACCCCAGUGUCAUCCGGACACAAAUCGAUCUGCAGGGAUGGGCGAUUGAGGCGCUUUCCCCGACAACAACACAGCUCACGUUGCUUGAGCAGUCCGAUCCAAAGGGAUGGUCGAACAAGGCGUCAAUACCCCAGCAGAUGGUCACAGCAGUCGCAGGUGUUGGGGAGUUUGCUAUCAAGUGUGGCGGUCCAACCAUCGUCACACGCUUGGAGGGCGCGAAGAUAACUCAGAUGCGGUACGACCACGACCGAGGGAACUUCCGCGUAGAGUACGAGACGUGCUCAAGCCGCCGGUCUUCUCCUGUGCAGGGUAAUGAAGAAACUACGCCAGUGUCUCCCACAUCACCUGGCCUGCCUAUCAUCGAAUGCGAACUGCGAUGCGAUCUGGACAACUGGGCAUCAUCUCUGGAUAUUGUUGUCGAUCCACCGCCACACACAAUCUCGUGUCUCCGCCGGCACCGCUUAUCUUCUGGUGGUGGCGGACUUUGGAUGACCAUCACGCACGAUGCGGUCUUUACGGGAGAAGAGCGUCUGCAGAUCAUCGUGAGGAGGGGGCCAAUGGGAGUUCCGAAGGAGAAGGGGCUCGUGAUGGUCAACGGUGCCAAGGUCGACGUGGAUGUCGAGGAUAUGCCUGAGCGGGAGGUCAAGAACUUACAGAAGCAGAAACGCGUCAAACCCGUACGCGUACCCCUCGACCAGCCGCCUGUCCUAGGCGUCAUCCGGCGGAGGAGGGCAGAGUGGAAUGCUGAUGCAGAUACUGAGACAGGGGACAACGAGACGUCCAAGGCGUCGACUCCGGAGGCCGCGGUUCCGGCUACGCCUACGUUCACAACCUCGUUCAACAGGUGGAUGAAUUUCGCGAUUGAGCAGGCUACUGUAACGACACAGCAGGCUGUCGCGGCGAUCUCGCCUGCCAUGGCCGGUGGUGCUGAUGCUUCUCCGUCAUCGUCGAAGCCGCCGAUGCAAUAUGCGCUCGAGGCGCUUUCAUAUCUGCAGAGCAUCCACCUCCAUCCCAAGUCCGAUGGCUGGACGUUGGUCAGCGAGAAAGACUUCCCUGUCCAUCGCAAGCUCGACGCGGAGAUAUCGCCCAUAAUCCCCGUACACAGGGCCGAGAAGGUCAUCGAGGGCGUCUCCGCGGAGGAGGUCGCGUCGGUCCUGACGAGCAACGACUGCCGCAAGCAGUGGGACACGCGCUUUGACUCUGCGCACGUCUUCGAGGUUUUUGGCGCCGAGGCUCACACCGAGUUCGUGGUCAUGAAAGGCGGCUUCCCCUUCCGCGACAGAGGCUUCUACCUCGCAUCCCUGCUGGCCAGGGAAACUGUGCCGCCGUCGCCGUCUCGCCGGAGCACGGGGGAAUCGGAGCAGACUCAAGAUACACGGGCAGCAAUCUACUGCGUCUCUGCGUCGUUCUCUCCCGACUCUGUCGCAUCAUUCUCGCCCUCGAAGUACAAUGCCUACUCCCUCCCGGUCGGCCGUGUCUUCGUUGAUGGAUGGAUAUUGGAGACACUGGAUCCCUAUGGUGCUGAGAACUAUGCGAUACCAUCGACGAAAUGUACCCGCGUCGUUGCUGUUGACUAUGCCGGCUCGAUUCCUGCUGCUGUCAACUCGAUGAUAAACGGGAUGCUGCCGAAGUCCAUCCUCGCUGUCGAAACUUAUGUGAAGAACCUCUCGCCGCCUCCGUUUACCAGAAUGCCCUCUGCUGGUGUAAUGCUCUCACAAGCUAACGAAGACUCGUUGCAAUUCAAGGCGUGGACUUUGAAGCGUCGGGACGCAAACCGGGUGUUGAUCUCUACACGGUAUAAUCCAGGUGACAGGACGUACAAGAGUUCGAUGCUCCUGAACAGCUCGACUGUAUUAUCACCCCGUCGGUCCGCUGCCAACGACAAGAAUCCAAAAGCGCGCAGGAUGACUAUCAUUUACUCGCAACCAAAAUCCCCUGACGACAGCCAAAGAGAGGGCCGGAGUAGAGAGGCGUCCGUGCCACCGUUACCGUCACCCUCGAAUGCAAGCACGUCACCAGAGUCCGGCCGCUCGCAAUCCCGCGAGGGUACGCGCUCAUCAACGAUGUUCACGCCGAGAGGCGAGGUACGGCAUCCAACGGAUGUCCUCGUGUCGGAGUUGAUCGUGGACUCGAAGCUCUAUCCGGAUGGGUACGACGUCCAUGUCACAUCACACAUCGACAAAUCGAAGACGCGGAUAUCGCUUUCUUCCCCCGUCGGCGAGGCGGCUCCGGAGCACGCGCUUCCCUUCUCGUGCGCCGCGUACACGCUGCCGCCGUCGCCGCUGCACUCUGCGGGCCUGAACACCGACCGCCCGCCGCGGCAUUUGCUAAGACUCACGCUGCCCACGGCGCAGUAUCAGGUCUCCACAAUUCAGGACCCCUUGACAGGUGAAAUACACAGCGCUCCGGCGAAGCCGCAAUGGCUAUUGGAUAUGGAAGAAGGCCGCGUCGUUCUAGGCGUCGAGAUUAAGCCGUCGGCGCCGAGUGGGCGUCCUAGCAAGCGGACUACAAUUAACGUCGAUGGGAAGGCCGUGGUGGUUCUGAGCGAGAAGGAGUCUUUGACGAGUCUCGGGAGGGAUGAAUUAUUGGAUAGCAAGGCGUCCAAAAUGGACUUGCUUUCAGGGUUGUCCAGCGACAGCGAUCACUUUCCGGACGAAUUUCAAGUGCCCACUGCUGUUGCUGAUGAUCUGCUGGACGAUUCGGCGCUCGCGGCGCCCUCCGUGCCUGUGUCCGAGACGACAAACACGGAGAACACUGCCGCGGCGCAGGAGGCCAGCACAGACACGGGCGAUAGUGUUCCGCAAGUAGUUGUCUCUUCCCCCGAGACGCCAGCAGCUGACUCCGCAACGAGCGGGCUUCUGCGCUUCUUGAAUGCCUACCCUAAUCCACUGCUGCGCUUUGCAACUCAGUCGCGGCGAUCAAGCUCGACUUCGACGCCAGUCCUGUCCGCGGAGCCGCUGCCCCGUCCGCCCGUCGAGGAGGGCCAAGCCAAAGACGUCCCCCCUGUCCCCGAGAGCCAGGGCGGACAGCUGAGCUUGGCACGGACGGCGGUCUCGCACAGGGCGUACCCUCUAUCGACAGUCGUUAUCAUUGCGCUUAUCGCGUUCCUGAUGGGAUCGUUUCUGCGCUCGUUGCUGUCUCCUGCAGACUUUAUCUACGUGGUGUCGGACCGCAAGGAUCUCGAGGAGAUGAACGCGGGGUGGAGGGAGGUCAGGCGGCUGUUGGAGGUGAAGUACAUCGUGGGCGGGUGGGAUUUCCAGGUUGCUGUUGUGCGGCGACAUUGA